Malassezia restricta is the source of this 2442-nucleotide messenger RNA. Its product is annotated as ATP-binding protein required for mismatch repair. The record is from RefSeq and is a predicted model, not a curated record. Gene Ontology annotation, cellular component: MutLalpha complex. Gene Ontology annotation, biological process: mismatch repair. Lineage: Eukaryota; Fungi; Basidiomycota; Malasseziomycetes; Malasseziales; Malasseziaceae. The transcript has a single exon. Gene Ontology annotation, molecular function: mismatched DNA binding; ATP binding; ATP-dependent DNA damage sensor activity. Bases 1 to 2442 code for a protein of 813 amino acids.
AUGACGCGUUCCAUCGCGCCGAUUGCGGCGGCGGAUGUGCGUCGUAUCGCUGGUGCACAAGUGGUGCCGGAUAUGCGUGCGGCCGUGAAAGAGCUUGUGGAAAACGCGCUUGAUGCUCAAGCUACCAGCAUUGAGCUACGAUUUAAAGAAUACGGUCUCGACUCUAUCGAAGUGGUAGAUAAUGGCGCGGGCAUUACCAAGGAGAAUUAUGCUGCCUUGUGCCAGCGUCACCAUACAUCCAAGCUCGCGACAUUCGAGGAUCUGGCGCGCGUAGAGACGUUCGGAUUUCGUGGCGAGGCCCUGGCGUCAUUAUGUACGGUAGCGCGCGUCACGAUCAUUACAGCCACACAAACGGAGGCGCCCAUGGGCACGGUCCUCGAGUUCGAUCAUCAGGGCGUGCUUAUCGCACAAGACAAGCGCCAGGCAAGAUCCCGUGGUACGACAGUCAUUCUGCGAGACUUGCUAUCGAAUCUACCGGUCCGCCGACGCGAAUUAGAGAAGCAUGUUAAGAGAGAGUAUAACAAAGCUCAUACCAUGCUACAAGCGUACGCACUCAUUACUCAAAAUGUGCGCUGGUCGUCCUGUGUUCAGUUGGAGAAUGGAAGGCAGGUAUCCCAGCUGGUUAUGCGCUCUGCCUCCGGACCCAACGCCAUCCAAACGAAUAUGUCGGCUCUGUUUGGUACCAAGGCCAGUGCUGCAGUGCAGCCAUUGGAUUUGGAUAUUUCUUUGGAUGAGCCUGCGCGCUUUCAAGGUGUUAUUUCCAAACCGACCAUGGGACUAGGACGCAGCAGUGGUGACCGGCAGUACUUUUACCUCAAUGGACGACCUUGGGACUGUACCAAACUCGCUCACAUAUGCAAUCAAGUGUACCGAACCUUUAAUGCGACGCAAUACCCCACGGUGAUUGCCAAUCUCAUUAUCGGCCCCGACAAGUACGACGUAAAUGUAAGUCCAGAUAAGCGCACGCUUUAUGUGCAUGAUGAAACUGCACUACUUGAGCGGAUCCGUGAAUUGCUGGAAGACACUUUUUCGCCGAGCCGUGGCGUAUUUGCCGUGGACGAACCUAAAAAGCGUGACGCGCCGCCGUCGUCACCUGAGCCUGCCAAGAUGCCACGAACGCAAGAUAACAUAUCUACACAAGGAGCUCCCUUGGCUUCUUCACCAUCUUCUGAGCCGAUCCAAAGCAGUUUUCAAGACCAGUUCCGCCGCGCGGUGGUGAAUUUUGCGCGGCAUACCAAUACUUCUCUGGAAUACGAAGAGGCAUCAGAUGAAGAGAUGGACGCCGUACAGCAGCUCGAAGAUUUUGAGCCAGAGCAUGUAUCAGAAGAUGCUGUACUAGCACCCGAUGUCUGUCCUGACUAUGACCUUCAACACGAUGAGGUACAGAGUGGUGUGGCCUUCCAGGACGACGACGAGGAGCACGAUCGGCAUAGCAUUGAUUGCCGUGACAGAGAGGAACGCCAUGAAUACGAUGAACAGACCCAAGAACGCAUUUCCCAGGAACGCAUCUUACAUGAACAGGCAUGCGAGCAUACCCACGAAAGCGAGGAUACAGACAAUGACCGGGUGCCUAUGGAGGAACCUGUCCCGCCACAGCCAGAUACCCAGACCUAUACACGCUCGCUGAGGCAGAGCGAGUCCGAAGAACACAGCUCCGCACCCUUGGAGAGUAUUUCAUUCGAUUGGUCCACUUUAUCGCAUCGCAAAGCUCAGGCAGGCGUGGCGCCUGAGCCCACAGCCAUGACAGGCGCCGAUGUGGGGCAGCCUGAUGCCCAGGCUGCAGCCGUGAUGGAGCGCGUCAUUCCCAAGUCCGACUUUCGAACGAUGAGCGUGGUGGGGCAAUUUAAUCUUGGAUUCAUUAUCGCGCGCCGCGAGACGGCAUCCAUGGACGAUUUGUUCAUUAUUGAUCAGCAUGCAGCAGAUGAGAAGCACAAUUUUGAGGAUCUGCAAAAGAACCUGCGCAUAUACUGCCAGCGGCUUGUCGUGCCACAACGCGUCGAAUUAGCCCCAAGCGAUGAGCUUGUCGCACGCGAACACCAGGAUUGGCUGCGCAUAAAUGGCUUUGACAUGGCCCUCGAUGAGUCGUCCCCGCCUGGCUCACGUGUUCGCCUGUUGUCCAAGCCCAUAAGCAAAGGUACCGUCUUUGAUGUUCACGACUUUGAAGAGCUCCUUCACCUAUUGCGUGAUGCACCUGCUGGUCGCAUCAACCGCGUGCGGUGCAGCAAGGUGUACGAUAUGCUGGCUAGCCGAGCUUGCCGAAAGAGCAUCAUGAUUGGCACAGCUUUGCAAAUGCGCAAAAUGCAGUCUGUCGUGCACAAUAUGGCGGACACUGAUCAGCCCUGGAACUGCCCACACGGUCGACCUACCAUGCGCCAUCUCACAACGCUGCGCUCACCACGCAUGCCGCGUCCCAUUGCAUGGUCGACCAUCGGGCUAUUGUAG